This is a messenger RNA of Hemicordylus capensis (graceful crag lizard), 4658 nucleotides long. RefSeq names its product death associated protein kinase 3 (gene DAPK3). Gene Ontology annotation, biological process: positive regulation of apoptotic process; protein phosphorylation; intracellular signal transduction. The record is from RefSeq and is a predicted model, not a curated record. Bases 430 to 1800 code for a protein of 456 amino acids. Gene Ontology annotation, cellular component: cytoplasm; nucleus. Gene Ontology annotation, molecular function: ATP binding; protein serine/threonine kinase activity. Lineage: Eukaryota; Metazoa; Chordata; Lepidosauria; Squamata; Cordylidae. The transcript has 10 exons.
UGCUUGCAGCGCCAGAAGGCGAGGCUCAGAACCCGGGGGCAGUGACAUCACAGGGGUGGGUGGAGGGAGCGGCCCUUGUCGCAGCGGAAUGGCACUGACGUCACCCGGAGUCUGGGCCAAUGGGGGAGGAGCUGGGGCCAGUGCUGGAAUGCGGGCGGCUCGGGUCCUCGGGCACGCGCGGCAGCUCCGUCCUAAGCUCAGUAAUGUCUACACAGACUGGCAGCAGCUUCUGCAAGGUUGCAGGCAGGAAUAUCUCUCUCAGCCCUGCCUAGAGAUGCCUGGGAGGAAACUUGGAACCUUCUGCAUGCAGAUGCUCUUCCCAGAGUGGCCACAUCCCCUAAUGUGUUGACUCCUGUCUUGUCUUGGGUUGCUGAUCCUGGUGCAAGGAAUACCAGAGCCUGAGGAGCAAAGCAGACUGUGGAAGGGACCAUGUCCACCUUUCGCCAGGAAAAUGUGGAAGACCACUAUGAAAUGGAGGAGGAGCUGGGCAGCGGCCAGUUUGCCAUUGUCCGGAAGUGCCGAGAGAAGAAGAGCGGCCUGGAAUAUGCAGCCAAGUUCAUCAAGAAGCGACGCCUGUCCUCGAGCCGCCGAGGAGUGAGCCGUGAGGAGAUCGAGCGGGAGGUGAACAUCCUGCGGGAGAUCCAGCACCCCAACAUCAUCACUCUCCACGAUAUCUUUGAGAACAAAACAGACGUGGUCCUCAUCCUGGAGCUGGUCUCGGGCGGGGAGCUCUUUGACUUCCUGGCCGAGAAGGAGUCCCUGACCGAGGAAGAGGCCACCCAGUUCCUCAAGCAGAUCCUGGAUGGAGUCUAUUACCUGCAUACCAAACGCAUUGCCCAUUUCGACCUCAAGCCUGAAAACAUCAUGCUGCUUGACAAAAACGUGCCCAGCCCUCGGAUCAAGCUGAUUGACUUCGGCAUCGCUCACAAGAUCGAAGCGGGGAAUGAGUUCAAAAAUAUCUUCGGCACCCCGGAGUUUGUAGCUCCAGAAAUAGUGAACUACGAACCUCUGGGCCUGGAGGCCGACAUGUGGAGCAUUGGAGUCAUCACAUAUAUCCUCUUGAGUGGUGCGUCGCCGUUCCUCGGCGAGACGAAGCAGGAGACUCUGACCAACAUCUCUGCUGUGAAUUACGACUUCGACGAGGAAUACUUCAGCAACACCAGCGAGCUGGCCAAGGACUUCAUUCGGCGCCUGCUUGUCAAGGAUCCCAAGAAACGAAUGACGAUUGAGCAAAGUUUGGAGCACCCAUGGAUCAAGGUGAUCAAAAGGCGCAACGUCCGCAACGAGGACAACAGCAAGAAGCCCGAGCGUCGUCGUCUCAAGACGACCCGGCUGAAGGAGUACACCAUCAAGUCCCACUCCAGCAUGCCGCCCAACAACACCUACAUCAACUUCGAGCGCUUCUCCAAGGUGAUGGAGGAGGUGGCGGCAGCCGAGGAGAGCCUGCGCGAGCUGGAGCACAGCAAGAAGUCCUUCCGCGAGGACAUCGAGGCCCUGCGCUCCAUCUACGAGGAGAAGGAGUCGUGGUACAAAGAGGAGAACGAGGCCAUCAGCCAGGACCUCCGCCAGAUCCGGCAGGACCUGACCAGGACGGAGGCCCUCAAGCGGCAGACCCAGGAGGAGGCCAAGGGCGCCCUGCUGGCGGCCAAUGGGCUGAAGCGCCGCUACCGGAAGCUGGAGAACCGCUACGAGGCCCUGGCCAAGCAGAUGGCCACCGAGAUGAAGUUUGUGCAGGAGCUGGUGCGCUCUGUGGAGCUGGAGAAGCUGCAGGGCGGGGAAGGGGACUGUGGCAUCCGCUAAGACUGACCUCUGCGCCCAUUUCCACGGGCCGGGGGUGGGGGUGUUGAGAAGGACCGCUGAGUUGCUUGCGGGGAUCUUCCCCAGUCUUGGGCCCUCGUAUCCCAAGGGAGCCCGUCCAGCUCUUCAAAGGGAGCAAAUCCAACGGCAUUGACUCCUUAUUUAAUAACUGAUGUGGCUGCUUCCCAAACUGUCCUGCAUCCUGUCCUGCCAUGCUCUGGCCUGGCUCCCAUACAGAUCUUUGAAUCCUUGGAACCCUUCGGAUGAACUGUACACACGCAUUCCUUGGGUCCUGCCUUCCUCGGUGGAGGGUGUGCUGGUCGAGGCGCUUGUUUUCUGGCUGACACAGCCCCUUCUGUGAGGAUCAUAGAGACCAAGGAAGCUGUCUUACACUGAGUCAGGCCCUUGGUCCAUCUAGCUCAGGGUUGUCUGCAUGGACUGGCAGCAGGUCUCCAAGGUUUCAGGCAGGAGUCUUUCCCAGCCCUACCUGGAGAUGCUGUCGGGGACUGAACCUUGGAACUUCUGCAUGGAAGCAAGGGAGGAGGAAAACCCGAGCAGAAGUGAUUGUGUGGAAGCAAGGUAGGAGGUUUCCUUUCUCCCUUCCACAUAAUCCCAGGUUUCCUUUCUCCCUUCCACACAAUCAUGUCUACCCAGGUUUCCCUCCUACCUUGCUUCGGCAGAAUCACUUUUACCCAGGUUUCUCUCCUACCUUGCUUCGGCAGAAUCACAUCUACCCAGGUUUCCCUCCUACCUUGCUUCCACACAAUCACGUCUACCCAGGUUUCCCUCCUACCUUGUUUCCACACAAUCACGUCUACCCAGGUUUCCCUCCUACCUUGCUUCCACACAAUCACAUCUACCCAGGUUUCCCUCCUCCCUUGCUUCCACACAGCUGAAAACUAGAAGCACACACAGCUCCCAAACCUGGGUAGAACACAGUUUUUGAUUGUGUGAAUGACCUCAAUGACUUCUUCUUAGAAAGAGAGUUUUGACACAAGUCCAUCAAACAUAGUUGGCAAAGAAAAAGAUAAAAAGAACCAGGAUCAACAGAGCACUUGUCUGGCUGCGUACAUUUUGUGCGUCUAGCUGUAUUAAAACACGUCUCUAGUACUUCAGAAAUAUUUUCCGUUGCUGCUACAUCCCCCAAAUGCCUCGUUCCCUUCGGAGCCUCUUCCUAUCCAUUGACGACCAUCAAUGUCGACAUCUUUCCUCGCAGUACUUUUAACACAAUCCGUGUAGAGUUCAGUUUGAGUAAUGUGGCUGGGGAUGAUGGGAGUUGUAGUUCAACAACAGCUGGAGGGCCAAAUUUGCCUACCCCUGCUCUUUCCCAAACUUUUCCUGCUGUCCUUUAUAAUGCAAAGGAGCUCAGGUCCUCUCCUAGGAUGGUGAUUUCUUCUUGGCCCAGAAGGGAAAGACAUACCAUGGGAAAGACAAAAGUAGCUCCUGUCUGUUGAUAACCAGAUUGUAUGCUUCCCAGGGCAGAGACCUGUCCUACCAUUCUUUGUCAAGUGCCAUGUAUGCAGAAAGCGCUAGAUAAAUAAAAAUAAUUAGAAGUUGGAAGGUGUAUAGUUAUGACUGAAAACUGCAACAUUACUAUAUAUAAAGCCCUUUAAACUGCCCUUUCCCCCCAAUAUUUACAAACAAGGCACUCUUCAGAUACUAAAUUUGAAAAUUGAGAGCCAGUGUGUAGUGGUUAGAGUGCUGGACUAGGACCGGGGAGACCCGAGUUCAAAUCCCCAUUCAGCCAUGAGACUUGCUGGGUGACUCUGGGCCAGUCACUUCUCUCUCAGCCUAACCUAUUUUACAGGGUUGUUGUGAGGAGAAACAUAAGUAUGUAGUACACCACUCUGGGCUCCUUCGAGGAAGAGUGGGAUAUAAAUGUAAAAAAUGAAAAUAAAUAAAAUAAAUCUUAAGGAAGAAGACAGUUCAGAUGACAGAGAGGUUGGGAAAAGUCUUUAUUGACUAAAUUCAGAAGAAACCAUCUAUCAAGAUUGUACAAUUUGCUGCUACAGUUAGAUGAGAUGAUGUAAGUCAUUGCAAGAGAAUUGUCAUGAUUUUAAAAAUCACUGAAAAUUUACAGUACAAUUAAUUUGCUUCCAAGAAAUUAAAGCCAACAGGUGAUGGGGAGGGAGUGGCGUAUAUUCCUGAUAAUUGGAGUUAUCAUCCUCUGUGGUGACAAUGGUGUUGAUAAUUGUCCCCUAUGGAGAAGGCAGAGAGCCACCUUUCAAAGUGGUUAUUCUCUUAUUUAUUUGGCAGGAGGAGAGCAACUGGCCCUAUCCAGCCCCAGCACAGCAUCCCUCCAGUGGCUGUUGCUGAGGUCUUCCUUGUAUUUCUCAGACUGUGAACUCAUUGGUGACAGGGAAUUAUCUUAUUUUAUGUAAACCACUUUGAGAACAUCAACAUUUUGUCUGCAUUGUAUAUCUGGUGGCUUUUAACUUUUGAAUUUGUAAUUUUAAACCUGGUUUGAAUUGAGUCUUGUUUGUAGCUGAUUCUAUUAAUUUGAUUAGUUUUAUGUUGUUUUUAUAUUGUAUCUGCUUUCCCCCUUCUGAUUUUGUGAGUCUCCCUAAGCAGUAGUAUACUGGAGGGGCAGACUAUAAACAGUGUGGUGUGGUGGUUAGAGUGCUGGGUAUGGACUGGGGACACCUGAGUUCAAAUUGUGCUUGCUUAUAGCUUGCCUGCCACGGACCCACACUUUUCCUUGGUCUUUGAGGUGCAAAUUUCGAUGGCAUCCACAAAGGCCAUCCAAUGUCACGGCAUGUGGCUGAUGCAUGUAAGAAUAUUUGAUCUGUUGUCUUGGGUGCUUGAUGAAGUGGCAAGGCAGUUUGUACAUUUAAUAAAUAACUUAAACAGAAGGAAAGCAA